Molecule: messenger RNA, 213 nt
Organism: Necator americanus (New World hookworm)
Lineage: Eukaryota; Metazoa; Nematoda; Chromadorea; Rhabditida; Ancylostomatidae
Exons: 1
Coding region: 1-213 (70 amino acids)
Source: RefSeq, a predicted model, not a curated record
AUGGGAAUCUCGCUUGAUCCCACUCGACCUCGACCAUCAGCUGCCGAAGAGUGUGACAGUGUCCAGCCGCCCGCCAUAGCGGCAGCAGCGGCAGCACAUCCGCAGCACAUCAAUUACUCGCCAGCGCAUGGUGUCGGAUUGGGUGUCCUUUGUGUCGAGGACAGGCGACCGAGCUUCAACACGCGUCCGACCGUGUCCGCCAUCAUACCGUAA